GCUUUUCUUGUUUCACAAACACACCCUCGCAUUGUCAAAAUGGCUACCCCACGCAUGUCAUGCCCUUCUGGCGGCUCUUUCUACGCUUGUAAUGGCGGCAGCAACUUCGUCGGCUGUUGCCUGAACGAUCCUUGCACAAAUGGCUGCUCAGCGGGCAGUCUGGUUUCUACAUCCUUUGACCCUUCGCAGUUCGGCGAAAUCCCAGACCAGGCUUGCGGCGUCGGACAAAGUACUAGCUUCUUCACCUGCAUCUAUGCGUCGCAGAACAACGCCACAUUCUGGGGAUGCUGCUCCGCGAACCCUUGCGCCGCGGGAAGCUGCCCGAGCAGUAAUCUGGUGGGCACCGUGCUCAACAGCAACCCAGCGCUCGCAGCGCCGUUCUUGAUGUUGAACUCAUCAUAUGCCACAACUGCAUCGUCUUCCGGGACCACUGCUUUCGCGACCAGUACAGGCAAUGCAACAGCUUCCAUAGUACCAGCUUCGUCAGAAGCGCAAGAUUCCUCCACCGACGUCGGCGCUAUCGCAGGUGGCGUAGUUGCUGGCGUAGUGGUGUUGACAGCGCUGCUUCUUCUCUUGAUCUUCAUACUCCGCCGCCGACGGAAGGUAGCCACUGGGCCGAAUGCCAACCCUCACCCACCAGUGGAGAUGCGGGACAGCAGUCAAAAGGGUGCAGCGGAUCCGUAUCUUUCGGCGACGAAGUCACCGGCCUUUUCAUCUUGGACGGCAGGCUCCACGGCACGACCAUAUUCUCCUGGACCUCCAAGCUAUGGAGGUCCGCAGGGCUACAAUCCAGACGGGACGUAUCAACAAGAUGUCUUUGCCAAGCAUGUAUCUUAUGAGUUGCCGGGUGAGCACGGUCAAGCAGAGCUACCAAGUAACGAACGGUUCCAGCAUGGAAAGCCGGGGACCGGACUUGGUAUUGUUGCUGAAGAUAGACAAUGAAUGACAAGGUAUGAAGGUGUGUUUGGAUCCAUACGAUGCGCGGGCGGGUGAACGUCAGCAAAUUGCUCUGGGUGUUCGGGUCCAUCAGGCAGCCAACGCUGCGUGACGGACGAACGUAUCGAAAGGAGUCUCCACCACAUGCUGCUCGACUGUCCUUUGACGUGG
Messenger RNA from Baudoinia panamericana UAMH 10762, 1107 nucleotides. RefSeq lists its product as uncharacterized. The transcript has 2 exons. NCBI's taxonomy places the organism in Eukaryota, Fungi, Ascomycota, Dothideomycetes, Mycosphaerellales, Teratosphaeriaceae. Bases 40 to 942 code for a protein of 300 amino acids. The record is from RefSeq and is a predicted model, not a curated record.